Brassica oleracea var. oleracea is the source of this 2028-nucleotide messenger RNA. Its product is annotated as pentatricopeptide repeat-containing protein At1g31430-like. The transcript has a single exon. NCBI's taxonomy places the organism in Eukaryota, Viridiplantae, Streptophyta, Magnoliopsida, Brassicales, Brassicaceae. Gene Ontology annotation, biological process: RNA modification. The record is from RefSeq and is a predicted model, not a curated record. Bases 127 to 1845 code for a protein of 572 amino acids. Gene Ontology annotation, molecular function: RNA binding; protein binding.
ACAGUUUUGGGGGUUCUGUAACAAAUGAUAAUAAUAUGCAGAAAAGCUCUGUUUUUCUACAAAGUUGACGAGUAGAUUAAAAGCCCUCUCUCUCUCUCUCAAGCGUGUCUAAAGGGAAUAUCUGAGAUGAAGAUGGGUCCUGUUCAAACUCCAUCGCUCAUAGCAUACAACAAGAUGCUCAAAUCUUUAGCCGACACUAAAACCUUCACCAAAGUCUUGGCUCUGUUCUCUGAACUGCGACGAAACGCCUUGUUUCCUGAUAAUUUCACUUUACCCAUCGUUCUCAAAUCAAUCGGACGCUUGAGGAACGUUUUAGAAGGCGAGAAACUCCAUGGCUACGCUGUGAAAUCUGGGCUUAAGUUCGAUCCCUACGUGUGUAAUUCGCUCAUGGGAAUGUAUGCUGCGUUGGGGAAGAUGGAGAUCACUCAUAAGGUGUUCGACGAAAUGCCUGAACGAGAUGUUGUUUCUUGGAACGGGUUGAUUUCCAGCUACGUUGGGCACGGGAGGUUUGAUGAUGCCGUUGCUGUUUUUAAGCGGAUGAGUAAAGAGAGCAGCCUGAAGCCUGAUGAGAGUACCAUCGUGAGCACUCUCUCGGCUUGUUCCGCUUUGAAGAAUUUGGAAGUUGGUGAAGGGAUUCACAGGUAUGUUGUUGGCACAGAACUUGAAACGAGUGUUAAGAUUGGGAAUGCGUUGGUGGAUAUGUACUGUAAAUGCGGAUGUCUCGAUAAGGCUAGAGCUGUUUUCGAUUCGAUGAGAGGGAAAAAUGUCAAGUGUUGGACUAGUAUGGUCUCUGGGUAUGUUAGUAAGGGCAGGAUCGAUGAGGGUAGAGAGCUGUUUGAGAGAAGUCCUGCGAAAGAUGUUGUUCUGUGGACAGCUAUGAUGAAUGGGUAUGUUCAGUUUAACCGGUUUGACGAAGCACUCGAGCUGUUCAGGUGCAUGCAAAGCCAAGGUGUUAGCCCUGAUAACUUCGUGCUCGUCUCUCUCUUGAAAGGCUGUGCGCAGACGGGAGCUCUAGAGCAAGGGAAGUGGAUCCAUGGUUACAUAUGUGAGAACAGAGUUAGAGUAGAUGAAGUAGUUGGUACUGCUCUUGUAGACAUGUAUGCAAAAUGUGGGUGCAUAGAGACAGCUCUAGAGGUUUUCUAUAAAACUAAAGAGAGAGACGCUGCUUCUUGGACAUCGCUUAUCUACGGUCUUGCCAUGAACGGGAUGUCAAGGAGAGCGAUGGACUUGUACUACGAGAUGGAAAACGUUGGCGUUAGAUUAGAUGAUAUAACCUUUGUCGCGGUUCUAACAGCUUGUAAUCACGGUGGAUUUGUAGCAGAAGGGCGUAGAGUUUUCUAUUCGAUGAUCCAGCCUAAAACAGAGCACUAUAGCUGUAUGAUUGAUCUACUAUGCAGAGCUGGUUGUUUAGAUGAAGCAGAGGAAUUGAUAGACAAGAUGAGGAAUGAAAGCGAUGAAACUUUGGUUCCUGUAUACUGCUCUUUGCUAAGCGCUGCUCGGAACUAUGGGAAUUUGGAGGUAGCAGAACGGGUAGCUGAGAAGCUGAAGGAAGUGGAAGUUAGUGAUUCAAGUGCUCAUACUCUGCUCGCAAGUGUAUACGCAUCUGCAAAUAGAUGGCAAGAUGUGACGAAUGUGAGAAGGAAAAUGAAAGAUUUGGGAAUCAGAAAGUUUCCUGGAUGCAGCUCUGUGGAGAUUGAUGGGGUGCCUCAUGAAUUCAUUGUUGGAGAUACAUCAUCAUCAUCAUCAUCAUCAUCAUCAUCAUCAUCAUCAUCUCACCCAAAAAUGGAUGAGAUUAAUACAAUGCUUGCAUCAAACUACAAAUUGGAUGUUGAGUUUGGAACAUGAAGUAAUUGAAAGUUAACACUUUUUUGGUGUUAGAUAACUUCUUAGUCAACCUAUAGCAAAAGCUGAUCUUUCACAAUAUUGAAAAGGGAUCUCAUUAGAAUAUACCCAACCAACAACGUUAAGGCCUUUCUCAAUGAAAGAAGGGCAUCAAAUGGUCGUUUCCCAUUCAAAAACGAGAACCCC